AUGACUCGAGUCACAACGGAUGCAGAUGGAAACACUUAUCCUGAAGGCGGUUUGGAGGCCUGGCUAGUUGUCUUUGGUAGUUUCAUGGGUCUCUUUGGCUCCCUUGGCUUGGUGAACACCAUUGGAACUUUCCAGGCCUACAUUGAGGAUCACCAGCUGAAAGAAUACAGCUCUGGAACCACGGGCUGGAUUUUUGGCAUGUACGCCUUUUUGACCUUCUUCUGCGGUGUACAGAUAGGUCCAGUCUUCGAUGCCAAGGGUCCUCGAUUCUUGGUCUUUUCGGGUGCCGUACUGGUCAUCAUCAUGAUGGUAGCUCUGGGUUUCUGCACCCAGUAUUGGCAUUUCAUGCUGGUCAUCGGUGUCGCUGGAGGUAUUGGAGCCUCGCUCAUCUUCACCCCCGCAAUAGCCGCGAUCGGCCAUUUCUUCAACGAGAAACGUGGCGUUGCAACUGGCAUUGCUGCCACAGGUGGCUCCGUAGGAGGUGUUGUCUUCCCUCUUACCUUGGAGGCCCUGUUCCCCAAAAUAGGUUUUGCAUGGGCAACCCGGGUGGUUGCGCUUCUUUGCCUUAUCUCAGUGGCCAUUGCGUGUUUGUUGAUCAAGUCUCGAUUGCCCAAAAAGCCCGCUGUAAAGGAAAAUAUGCUGCCCGAUUUUCGUAUUUUCCGGGAACCAAAAUUUGCUCUUACCACCGCUGGCGUCUUCUUCAUCGAAUGGGGCCUCUUCAUUCCGAUCAGUUACAUCUCUUCCUAUGCCUUGGCUCAUGGCGUUUCCUCCAAAUUUUCGUACCAGAUAUUGGCGAUCCUCAAUGCGGGUUCAUUCUUCGGUAGAGGGAUCCCUGGGUUUGUGGCUGAUUAUUUGGGACGGUUCAAUACGCUCAUCGCCACGGUUGCGUUAUGCCUCGUCUGCAACGCGUGUCUCUGGCUUCCGGCCGGCAACAGUGUACCUGUCAUGGUGGUGUACUGCGUUAUUUUUGGUUUUGCAAGCGGCAGCAACAUCAGUCUGACCCCUGUUUGCAUUUCUCAGCUGUGUAAGAUCGAGAAUUACGGCAGGUACUAUGCUACCGCGUACACGAUUGUGAGUUUCGGCACGCUUACGGGCAUUCCAAUCGCAGGAGAGAUCCUGUCCCGGUGCAGUGGCCAGUAUUGGGGCUUGAUUACCUUCACGACUUGCUGCUACGCUCUUGGCCUCAUCUGCGUCACGUUGGUCAAGGUAAUUCACGUUGGCUGGCGUCACCCACUAGCGAUAUACUGA
Aspergillus piperis CBS 112811 is the source of this 1248-nucleotide messenger RNA. RefSeq names its product MCT family MFS transporter. The record is from RefSeq and is a predicted model, not a curated record. The transcript is spliced from 2 exons. Gene Ontology annotation, biological process: transmembrane transport. Lineage: Eukaryota; Fungi; Ascomycota; Eurotiomycetes; Eurotiales; Aspergillaceae. Gene Ontology annotation, molecular function: transmembrane transporter activity. The coding region runs from base 1 to 1248 and encodes 415 amino acids. Gene Ontology annotation, cellular component: fungal-type vacuole membrane.